This is a messenger RNA of Macrosteles quadrilineatus (aster leafhopper), 2715 nucleotides long. RefSeq names its product repetitive organellar protein-like. Lineage: Eukaryota; Metazoa; Arthropoda; Insecta; Hemiptera; Cicadellidae. The transcript is spliced from 4 exons. The coding region runs from base 38 to 2434 and encodes 798 amino acids. The record is from RefSeq and is a predicted model, not a curated record.
CAAAAAUAAUACUCAGAAGGAAAUUCCAAAUAUAAGAAUGGCUAAACAGAGGAAACUGUUAAAUCAAUCAUGCCAUGACACAUUUUUUGAUGAAAUGGAACAAGAAAUGAACAAAAUUUCUGCAAAAAGGAAGAAAAUCGAUAAGGAGCCUCCAUUGCCGCCAGAAAAAUUAUUUCUGCAGUUUGAUCCUAGUAAGAGAUUAGAAGUUUGUAAGAAGAACACUAACUCACAGCCAUUGACGAUGCAGAAGAGUCAGUGGAAGCCUCCAAUCAAGAUGUCUAGCCAACCUGAGAACUAUCAACUGAGCACAGAAAUGAUGACAGAUGAUAAGAAAACCAUUAAUAUAGGAAGUACUGCCUUAAAGCUUAAUGGUGAAGCAGUUAGAUUGUCUUCCUCUAAUGAUAAAAACUGUUCAGUCAUCAACCAACAAGUGGAUAGAGAAUUUACUGAAGACGAUUCUGAUAUGGAUGAAGUAAUCAAACUAACUUCUUCUCAAGAAUCUCUUACACCAGAUGUGCAUGUUUCAAUUGCCAAUAGCGGUGAUAAAAAUGAAGACAAACGUGAAAAUUUUGAUGAAGAAGUUGAUAAAGUUGCUCCUUUAGAUGCAGACACAAAAACUAAAAGUAUAGAACUAGAGGAAGAUCCUAAUGAGGAAUUUAAUAACGUUGAAAAAGGUUGUUCGCUGAAGUUACCUUCAGCUGCAGAUGACAUCCUAGAGAGACAAGAUUAUUUCAAUAUGAUGAGCAGAUAUUUAAACAGUUAUCCACACAAGGAUACCCAUAUAGAAAGUACCGUUAACAUCGAGAAUUUUAGAUAUAAAAAUAGCUUUCAAGAGUCAAGUACUACAUUGAACUCAACAUUGUCCAAGUAUAAAGAAGACGAGAGUUUAAGGGAUGCAAUGUGUGUUGAAAAUGAGCAGCAGACAAAAAAGUAUUCAUCUCAAAGUAAUAACGAGAAAAUAAUAGCAGUCAAAUUAAACGAUGUUCAAAGUGGUGUUGUGAAGAAAAAUGGAAAUGUUGGUAUGUUAGGUGAUGUCAAUGAAAUUGGUAAAGAAGAUGGACACAAUAAUGAAAUAGAUGAAGAAAAUGGACACAAUAAUGAAAUAGAUGACAAACGUGGACAAAAUGAAAUAGAUGAAGAGUAUGGAUACAAUGAAAUAGAUGAGGAAUACGAGCACAAUAAUAAAAUAGAUGAAGAAGACAAACACACUGGAGAAGAAGGAUUUGAACAGAAUAAUGAAAUAGAUGAACAAGAAGAACUCAAUAAUGAAAUAGAUGAACAAGAAAAACUUGAUAAUGAAAUAGAUGAAGAUGAUAAACAUAAUGAAUGGAUGGGUUCUCAAUUAAAACUAAUCAAUGAUAAUUGUAAUCUUAUCCUUAGUCAACAGAAAAGACUAAUGCAAUCUGCCAAUGAACAAUGUGGGAAGUUUAAUAUUACAGACACCGAAAUUCUGAGUCGAAAUGAGGAGUUGACUAAACAGUCAGCUAACACAAUUUGUGAUAAAAAUUUUACAAAAAUUGGUUCAAAAUUUGGAGAUUUAUGUGGGCCAGAUGGUGACAAGAAUAGUGCUCAACUUGAAGAGAGCGCAUCAAACAAAGAAGUAGAAAAUGUAAACAAUUCCUUUAUUAUGUCAAAUGAAGAGGGCUACCCUGAUAAACCAAGUGAAGUUUCUACCCCAUCAGAUCAAAAUAUAAGUGUAUCUAUUGAAAAUUGUAAGAGCGUUUCCACUCAUAACUUCAAAAAUAUAAACAUUUGUGACGAUAGCAGAGUAGAAAAUCAUAAAAAUAUUGUCAAGAAUUUCAACCAAGAAAAGGGAGGGUUGGUAAACAACAUUUUUGAAAAUUGUGCACAUCAAUCCAAAGACUGUAGUUCACAGAACAUUGGCCCAUUAGAAAGAACAUCCCGUUUAGAUUGCACUGAAGAUGCAGAGGGAAGCGAAUCGUCUGAAGAUAAUGUUAAUCAACCUUCGACAGAAGAGAAUGCAUUUCAAGAGGAAGUAAAGGAGGAUAAUAUAAUGGAUGAAGAAUAUUCUUGUUUGAUGAUUAGCAACUCACAAUUAGAAGAAAUUGAAAAGAAUUACUAUGAGUCUUCGAAAGUCACAAUGAAUGAAGAACCGGUAUUGCAAGUUGUUAAUACGAAUCAUACACAGUUUAACAAGCCAAUACCAAAUGCAAACAAGAUGAUUGAACUAAAAAAUGCAACUGAAGUACAUGGUAAAACCUUGAGUGGAAUCAGUACUCAAAACAAAUCUGGUCCAAACAAUUUAUCAAGUAUUCCAGUAAAUUUGCCAAGAGUCAAAUGGCCUGGAAAAAUGUUGGAGAUGCAAAAGAAUAUUCGAGAAAUCACUAGGGAAAUAGACCGGCUUAAUGGGCUGCUGAUGAAUUUCAGGCGGGAAAUAUGGCCUCAGAGACAUCCAAAAAGUUCAGAGAACUGAGAACUAGAAAAUAAAAAGAAACUGAGUGUUCAGUUGAGUUAAGUGUUGUAUCAGUUAAUUGUUAUUUUUAAGAUAUUUUUAUUUUAAAAAAUACAGUGGUAGUUAAGGUAGUUUAGUUUGAAUGUAUUAAAUUCUGUUUUGAAUUUAAAGUUUGUUACAUUCCUCAAGUGUUUGGAGAUUGUAGCUUGCUUAGUUGUUGUCAUAAAGUUUAUCUUAUAAGUUUAUAUAUGCCUAAGUACUGCAAAAUAUGUAAAAUAUGGUUACAAAUAAGUUAAGAUAAU